Cherax quadricarinatus is the source of this 315-nucleotide messenger RNA. The record is from RefSeq and is a predicted model, not a curated record. NCBI's taxonomy places the organism in Eukaryota, Metazoa, Arthropoda, Malacostraca, Decapoda, Parastacidae.
AGGUUAUGACAGGUGCUGAAAAUGGCAGAAUGCGAAGUUCCAGACAAACUGAGCAUGAUAUCCUAUCUCUCUCAAAUCUAUGAUGUCUUCCGUGGAGAAAUUCCCCACUUCAAAUAUCCAAAGAUGGAUGAUGGCGAGAUGGAGGUGGAGCAGCAAUUUUCUCCCACGCAACGCUCUACUCCCCAUGUCAACAUUCUCAAGAACCUCACUAAUAAAACUGCUAGCACUUCUCAGGGUACACCAUCUUCCAGAAAGAGAAUGUCGUUAGAUCGAGGAAUAGGAAAAAGGGAUGAUGGCGUAUCACUUGUCGAUUAA